This is a messenger RNA of Aspergillus terreus NIH2624, 2115 nucleotides long. Its product is annotated as bifunctional K:H/Na:H antiporter NHX1. Gene Ontology annotation, cellular component: early endosome; fungal-type vacuole membrane; late endosome. Gene Ontology annotation, biological process: proton transmembrane transport; sodium ion transport; vacuolar acidification. The transcript is spliced from 4 exons. Lineage: Eukaryota; Fungi; Ascomycota; Eurotiomycetes; Eurotiales; Aspergillaceae. The record is from RefSeq and is a predicted model, not a curated record. Gene Ontology annotation, molecular function: sodium:proton antiporter activity. The coding region runs from base 1 to 2115 and encodes 704 amino acids.
AUGGCUGGCCAACUUAUGGGCGACGCCCUGUACGGCCUGCUCCGGAGAGCGGCCGAGUCGGAGGCGGACCCGGACGACGAAGCUCCGGAGGCCGGAACCAAAGAGAUCUUUAGCUCCUGGGCGCUUUUUAUCCUGAUUGCCCUGUUGAUGUUCGCGCUCUUUACGAGUUACCUCCUCCAACAGAAGAAGAUCCAAGCGGUCCAUGAAACAGUGCUGUCUAUCUUUGCGGGCAUGUUCGUCGGAUUGAUUAUUCGCCUCAGCCCCGAUUCGCCCAUUCAAGACGCCGUGACCUUUGACUACCAGUUCUUCUUUAACCUUCUCCUUCCUCCGAUUAUUCUCGCGUCGGGAUACGAACUACACCAGGCCAAUUUCUUCCGCAACAUCGGCACAAUCCUGACGUUUGCGUUCGCGGGGACUUUCAUCUCCGCCAUUGUCCUGGGGCUGGUGUUGUUCGUAUGGACGCGCAUUCCCCUCGACGGGCUGAACAUUUCGUUUGUCGAAGCAAUCUCGGUGGGCGCCACCCUCUCGGCGACCGACCCGGUUACCAUCCUGGCCAUCUUCAACCUGUACAAAGUCGAGCCCAAGCUGUACACUGUCAUCUUUGGAGAGUCGAUGUUGAACGACGCGGUUGCGAUCGUCUUGUUCGAGACCGCGCAGAAAUACGCCGAGAGCGACGCCGGCUCUCUGACGUUUUUGAACCUCUUCGAGGCCAUCGGGCUGUUCUUGUUGGUGUUCUUUGGUAGUAUGCUGAUCGGGGUCGUGGUGGGGAUCAUGACCGCCCUGGGACUCAAGUACACGCACGUCCGGCGAAUGCCGAAGAUUGAAAGCUGCUUGGUGGUGUUGAUCGCCUACGCUAGCUACUUCUUCUCCAACGGCAUCCAUCUCUCGGGCAUUGUCUCCCUUCUGUUCUGCGGAAUAACGCUGAAACACUACGCCUACUACAACAUGUCGCGUCGGACGCAGUUGACCACCAAGUAUCUGUUCCAGGUCAUGGCGCAGCUCUCGGAGAACUUCAUCUUCAUUUACCUCGGGCUCGACAUGCUCGUCCAGCGGCACCUCCAGUUCAAGCCGCUCUUCAUCAUGGUGACGGUCUUUGGUGUCUGCCUUGCGCGGUAUCUCGCCGUGUUCCCGCUGUCGAAAGCGAUCAACUGGUUCAUUCGGUAUCGCGCACGCCGGCGGGGGAUGGAAGUGGCGGAUGAGUUGCCCUUCGCGUACCAAGCCAUGCUCUUCUGGGCCGGACUGCGUGGAGCUGUCGGCGUGGCCCUGGCUGCCGGGUUGAAGGGGGGUAACGCACCGGCGUUGCGGGCGACCGUCCUGGUGGUGGUUGUGUUGACCGUGAUUAUCUUCGGAGGUACGACCGCGCGGAUGCUGGAGAUCCUGGGCAUUCGCACUGGCGUUGUCGAAGAGAUCGAGUCCGACGAUGAAUUCGAUAUUGAAGUCACCAAUGGCGGUACAUACUACAAGCGGUCCGAUGCCGUGGGCUACACUCCGCGCCGAGCAGACUCGACUAUUCCCCUGGACGGAAUGCCUCGCGGGCACAUGGACCGGAACGACAGCUAUUCCAGCGGCAACAACCGACGUCCUAGCCCGCCGGCACCGUCGUCGUCGUCAGGACGCGGCAAGGGACAUGCACGGCUGUACUCGAAUGCGUAUAGUCCCAAGGACACGCAGACGACCCGGGACCGUUCUUCGACGGCCACUCUGCUCGGGGGCGGUGCAGGAAGCCAAAGUGGCAGCAGUGCCGCCAGCGAGGACGAGUUCGGCUUGCGUGCCAACGGCAAGGGCCGGCUGCCCGAUCCUGACCAGCUCGCCUUCGAUCUGGACGAGGACGGAGCGUCGGACGAUGACCUACCGCCCACAGCUCCGACGGCAUCGCGGCUGCGGCGAUCCCCAUCACAGCCAUCGCAGCAUCUCGGCUCGAACGCACCCCCUUCGACGAGUGUCUCGCCUUCGCGGCGCGAGACCGGGUUGAGCGCUCGCGAGGCGCUUCGGGAUCUUUUCUCGGGAGGACCAUCGGGGGACCAUGGGGCAUGGUUCCGACAGCUGGAUGAGGAUUACAUUAAGCCCCGACUUCUGCUGGACCAGUCGAACCAUAAGGGGCCUGGCGCUGUUUAA